CUGAAUGUAGUCAAAAAUUAUACAUCGUUCACCCUGCAAAAACGAGAUACUAGGUGUCGUCGCAAGAGUUUUUGCUUCAAGAGCUACAUCGAGCAGGAAAUAUUUCCCAACGAGAAGACUUGGUUAGAGAAUCGAAGUUGCGAAAUCCCUGGUAGCAAAGGCGAUCUGUACCUGGCCAUGUGUCCAGCAGAUAUGCUUUGCGUCUCUGCUGCACCGUGUUCACUUGUCUGUUCCGUUGUUAGUAACAUUCAUACACAUAUGGGCAGCUGUGCUUACGCUCGUGCGAAUUACACACUGAAUGGAUGUUAA
Molecule: messenger RNA, 309 nt
Organism: Angiostrongylus costaricensis
Lineage: Eukaryota; Metazoa; Nematoda; Chromadorea; Rhabditida; Metastrongylidae
Source: the annotation of a GenBank genome assembly